This is a messenger RNA of Chenopodium quinoa (quinoa), 652 nucleotides long. Its product is annotated as 10 kDa chaperonin, mitochondrial-like. Gene Ontology annotation, molecular function: ATP binding; protein-folding chaperone binding; protein folding chaperone. The transcript has 3 exons. Gene Ontology annotation, cellular component: mitochondrial matrix. Bases 112 to 405 code for a protein of 97 amino acids. Lineage: Eukaryota; Viridiplantae; Streptophyta; Magnoliopsida; Caryophyllales; Amaranthaceae. The record is from RefSeq and is a predicted model, not a curated record.
AUGCCUGAUUAUUCAUAAACCCUAUUCUCUUUCAUAAACCCUAGUGAACUAAUUUAGGGUUUUUCUCCCGUCUAUUUCACCUUCCUCUUUCUUGUGAUUUUUCUGGAAAAAAUGGCGAAGCGUUUGAUGCCAUUGUUGAACAGAGUUUUGGUAGAGAAGAUUGUUCCUCCUGCCAAGACUCAUGCCGGAAUUUUACUCCCUGAGACCAGCAACAAGCUGGAUUCUGGCAAAGUUCUUGCUGUUGGACCUGGUCUUCGUGACAAGACGGGGAAUCAUAUUCCUGUUGCUGUCAAAGAAGGGGAUACUGUACUCCUUCCUGAAUACGGAGGAACUACAGUGAAGCUUGGUGAAAAAGAGUAUCACUUGUACCGAGAUGAAGAUAUAAUGGGAACACUCCAUGACUGAUUUUAGUGUCAUUUCCUGGCUUGAUCAAGUACACCCUAUGAUUGUUAUCUUAGGAAAAUUUAAAUUUUGCACAUUGUUAAUGAAGCAGCUAUCUUGGAAUUGAUAUUCAAGAUGGUAAAAUGUGAUAGAAUGCCAUUUUAUCCUUUUGCGGAUUGACCAAUGUUUUUUACUUGAAUGUGAAACUGUAUUAUGGAUUCAAAAUAUUAUGUUUCUUCUUUCAAGUACAACUUUUCUUACUUUUUUCAAA